This is a messenger RNA of Uranotaenia lowii, 1191 nucleotides long. RefSeq lists its product as uncharacterized. The transcript is spliced from 2 exons. The record is from RefSeq and is a predicted model, not a curated record. Lineage: Eukaryota; Metazoa; Arthropoda; Insecta; Diptera; Culicidae. The coding region runs from base 1 to 1191 and encodes 396 amino acids.
AUGCCAUUCGUUGUUGUAGAAACAGUCGAUGCGAGAGGACGCAAGGAGCUGUCCAUCGUACCGGAGAAAUGGGUACGGGAUACCCAAAAGGGAAAAAUCGUCUUUUGGCCAAACGCCAAAAAGAUUUCCGAACAAGAAGCCUUGCAGCGAGACGACAAAAGCUGUCCUAAAAAGUCGUGGAUGGUGUUCAGCUGUAAAGUGAAAGGCAAGUCAAUCAAAUUAUUUAGCGAUGCUAAGCGUUUGUUGGACGAAUUGUCGGGAGAAUCAUCAACUGAUGUUUCUCACCGAGUUCCUCAGAAAAGAAAGAAGGAGCCGGAGAUAAAUUUCCAAAAAAUGCUUAUUUUGGAAAAUGAACCACAGUCUGCUUCCGAAUCGCCUGUUCGUCGGCUAAGUGUGAGUGUUAAAAAUUUCCCUAUUACAACUGCACCAGAAAUGCCACUUCAGAGCACUGACUGUGAAGGGAAUGAUCGGGAAACCCAGUUUUUGUACGAUACGUUGGCUGAGCCUCAUGUGGAAAUUAUCGAUGAGGACCCAAUUGAGGUGAAUGAACUACAUCUACAGAUCAUUGCACGCCUGGACAAUCUGGAAAAGCGAGUAGCCGAAAUUUUUACUCAAAAUGAGUUCAUAUUAAACACCAUCCGAAAUGUGAAUGCUCUUGCUAGAGUCACUGAAGAAGAGCCUCCAUUUGGCUUCAAGCCUGUAGAAGACGAGCAGAACCUGGUUGAUUUGGAACAAAAAUUGACAGAUACAGACUUCAAAACUAAAAUGGUCAAAUGGUUACGGCUUAAUGUUUAUGGAGAUUGCGCGGAUAGCCGGAUGUUGUGUGUCCUGGACUUGCUGCUCAGUCGAGUGUUCCAAACAAUGUGCACUUGGACUGGAGCUAGCCGAAAAGGUCCAAAGAUAGCGAUUAUGCCCAACCGUAACAUAUUGCAACUAUUUCAACUGAUGGGAAGUGACGAAAACGAAAUCGUCACUCAAAGAAAAAUGCAAACAUUUUUCAUGCGAACAUUAAAAAAUUCGGUGAAGCGCUUGUCCAAUAAAGGUAUGCGUCGAGGAACCAGGCAUGUGAGAAGGAAUGAACAACAGAAUGACAAAAGAACUGUUUUUUCAAAUGAUUUUUCGUCUGCAAUAAUGAAUUUCCAUGGCAUAGAAUCAGAUUCUAGUGUCUCUCAGGAUUCUAGCAGUGAAUAA